CUCCCGCCUUCUUCCCCAAGUAAUCAAAACCCUUAUAACACCACCAAAAAAAGGAGACUGAAUUUUUUUUUGAAAUCAAUGGACGACGAAUCCGCCGCCGCCGCCGCGGCCAAGACCCACCAGGACAACAGAGAACUCUGCACAGCCGCCCUCCAGCUCGCCACCCUAAUGUACACAACCCCCGACCCCGAAACCCUAGCCACCCUCCAGCAGAUGAAGCGAAAUUUCCUCUCCCCUGCCAAUCCCCUGCCUCCGAAUCGCCGCCGCGGAGGCGGCAGAGCGGAGGAUUUCCCCGCCGCCCCAAUUAAACUCCCCUCCGCCUACCCAAUCGACGACGCGCAGAUCAAGAUGCUCCUCCGCGACCAGCCCCCCCGGCCGCCGAUCCGGGGGCUGGAAACCCUAAUCGGGCAAUGCACGCCGCCGGAGGUGAAGCAGCUGACGGAGAGCGACAUCAAGGACAGCCAGGCGAGGCUCUCCCUGCCGAAGCCCUACGGCAGGGAGAGCAUCAAGCCCUUGCUGACCCCUGACGAGGACGUCGAGAAGGGGAUUCCGGUCACGGCGUACGACGCCGACGGGGAGAGGUUCGAGAUGAAACUGAAGCUCUGGGCCAAUCGGAAGGUCUACGUGCUGACGAGCGGGUGGAAGCCGUUCGCCAAGGCUCACGGGCUGCGCCACCACGAGGAUUUCGUCACCAUUUGGGUUUUCCGGAAGCUGGACACGGGGAAUUUGUGCGUCGCUAUAACUUCGCGGCGGCUGCCGGUGUACUGGGCUCUGAAGCGGAGCCGGCCGCCGGCGAUACAAUGAAAAGGGUUCCGGUUAGUGUUCUUUUUUUUUUAUUUGGGGGUUUGUUGCCGUCGUUGGUUUAGUGGCGGCGGGUUCUGCUGUGGAAAAAAAAAAUUGUGGAUAUAGGUUAAUUUUCUCAGAGCAGUGUGUGUAUAUAGUUAAAAGGGAUUGUUUCGUCGGCCAGGCUCUUUGCUCUUUGGUAAAGAUUCGAGGAUUUGGGAGAACUUUCUUUGCCAUGAGUUUUUCCAGGAUUCUUGUGUUCUAAUAUGAUCAAUCUUUCGGGUACAGGAAAUGUUCCUGAGUAUUCGAGUUGUGGAAACUUGGGAUGUAUAGAUGUGCGGGACAUGGGUGGUUAAUUUGUUUUGUUUGAUAGUGAUCUGCUUGUAAAUAACUCGGAUCGUUGCAGGUGGGUAAUUGAUGUGAGUGGAUUUGGAUCGGUGAAUUCUCUUCACUCGUAGUACUUAUUCAAGUGAGUACGGUGGGUGCGGGUGGGUUGCGAGUGAGUCGCUGGUGGAUCGCAUGAAUAAAUGACAACACGCUUU
Messenger RNA from Linum trigynum, 1325 nucleotides. The record is from the annotation of a GenBank genome assembly. NCBI's taxonomy places the organism in Eukaryota, Viridiplantae, Streptophyta, Magnoliopsida, Malpighiales, Linaceae.